UGUUUCUAGGGCUAGGGUUUUGCAGCUUCUUCCAAGUUCUUUCAGGGGGGACUCUUUCUUGCGGCUAUGGUCGGGAGUGGAAGCCCUGAGAUUCAAUCCGCCGGGAUCUCGUCAUCAGACGACGACGAGGAUUCCACGGCUGGGGUGGAUUAUCUGCGGCGGCGGCUCAAGCGAUUGAUCUCCAGGCACGAUUCCUUGGAGGAGGAGGCCGCGUAUUUCCCAUGGAUGCAUUCUCACAAUCAGUCUAGCUCUGGAUUGCUGCUCUUCAAGCUCGCAUUCCAAUCGAUUGGAGUCGUCUAUGGCGACCUUGGGACGUCGCCAUUGUACGUCUUUAGCAGCACUUUCACUGGCGGGCAUAUCCCAAAUCCGGAGAAGGAUAUCGUCGGGGCCUUGUCGCUUAUUCUCUACACCUUGCUUCUCAUCCCGCUUUGCAAAUACGUGCUUGUGGUGCUGCGAGCAAACGACAAUGGCGAAGGUGGUACCUUUGCACUGUACUCUUUGAUCUCUCGGUAUGCCAAAAUCAGCGUGGUUCAUCCUACAGAUCGUCAGCUUUCGACUUAUAAGUUGCAAGUUCCUAGCAAAGAGCUGGAACGGGCCCUGUGGAUCAAAGAGAAGCUCGAGAACAGUGGGCUUCUGAAGAACUUACUGCUCCUUAUCACGUUAAUUGGAACCUGUAUGAUUAUAGGAGAUGGAACACUUACACCAGCGAUCUCGGUUCUAUCUGCUAUCAGUGGUCUGAAAGUGGCAGUACCAGCUAUGGACCAAAAUGUCGUUGUUAUUGUUUCCAUUGUGGUCCUGGUCAUCCUCUUCAGCUUGCAGCGUUUUGGAACGUCAAAAGUGGCGUUUCUUUUUGCCCCUGCUCUGCUGUUGUGGUUUCUUACAAUUGGUGUCAUUGGACUCUACAAUUUGAGCAGAGGAGACAUGAGGGUCUUCCAAGCUCUCAAUCCGUGGCACAUCUAUCUCUACUUUAAGAGGAACGGGAAGGUUGCAUGGAUAUCUUUGGGAGGAAUUGUCUUGUGCAUUACAGGAACCGAAGCUAUGUUUGCUGAUCUUGGCCACUUUUCUGUGAAAUCUAUUCAGGUCUCAGGGCACGGAAUGGCCUUUUCUGGGAUGUAUUCAGAAAGCCUCAGUGUUUACUGUAUCUUUCAGUUUAUACUAAAGCCGGAACUAAGUUGUCUUCUUUUUGUGCAGAUUGCGUUUACAACAGUGGUGCUUCCGUGUUUGCUUUUAGCCUACGGUGGACAGGCUUCGUAUCUUAUAAGAAAUCCCGAACAUGUGGGCGAGGCAUUUUACAAAUCGAUUCCUGGUCCAAUCUUCUGGCCUGUAUUCGUAAUAGCAACUAUGGCUGCUGUUAUCGCCAGCCAGGCUAUGAUAUCAGCAAGUUUCUCCGUUAUGAAGAUGGCAGAAUCAAUGGGAUGUUUUCCUCGGGUGCAUAUUCUUCACACGUCAAAGCGGUUUCCAGGGCAGAUUUAUAUACCUGAGAUAAACUGGCUUAUCAUGAUCCUGACUGUAGCUCUCACGGCAGGAUUCAAGGACACAACUCAACUUGGAAACGCAUAUGGUAUUGCCGUGGUUGCCACGAUGUGCGUCACAACUUCUUUGGUCACGCUCAUCAUGUUAAUGAUCUGGCAGAUCAAUGUCCUCGUAGCACUGGGUUUUUUCCUUCUGUUCGGAACCAUUGAGCUGGCGUACUUGUCAUCUGUUCUUUUCAAAGUCACGGAAGGUGGAUGGGUUCCACUAGUUCUCGCAGCCGGUCUCCUCUUCGUCAUGUACAUAUGGCACUAUGGCACGAAGAUGAAGCACAAGUACGAAGUGAGGCACAAGCUUCCAAUGGACUGGAUAUCUCAGCUGGGCUCCAAUCUCGGGACAGUCAGGGUGGCCGGCUUGGGACUGGUGUACAACGAGCUCGUCCAUGGCGUCCCGGGGAUUUUCCACAGGUUUAUCACUUACCUCCCUGCAAUUCACUCGGUGCUGGUGUUUGUCUGCAUCAGAUACGUGCCAGUCGCGACGGUUCCUCGCGAGGAAAGGAUAGUGGUGAGGCGUAUCGGCCCCAAGAGCUAUCACAUGUACAGGUGCAUCGUGAGGUAUGGAUACAGGGACAUGCGAACCGAGACGGCGUGGCUAUUCGAGCAACUGCUGGUGGAGUGCCUGGAGAACUUUAUCCGCCGCGAGGCUCGGGAGGAGGCUUUGGAACGAGCAGAGAACGCCGCCGCCGCCGCCAACAACGAGAGCUUGUGCACGCCGCUUCUGCUGAGAAGGGUGGAGUCCGGGGAGUUCGAGGAGGACUUGAUGGUGGCGGACAACGACGACGAGGCUGGCUCGUCCGUGAGCGAGGACGAUUCUCUGGCGUUGCUGAGGAAGUGCCGAGAGACCGGGAUCGUCUACUUGCUCGGCCACGGCGACGUGAGAGCUCGAAAGGACUCGUUCUUCCUUAAGAAGCUUGUCAUCAAUUACUUCUACGCGUUCCUCCGGAGGAACUGCAAGCAGAGAGCCGAGACGCUCAACAUUCCGCCCGGCCAGCUGCUGAGGAUUGGGAUGACUUAUUUCGUAUAAGAAAGGUGGCAGAGAUGCAACUGUAAAUGGCUUGCACAUAACCAAAGGAGCUAGAAGCAUUAAGAUGGGGGGAGGAGGAAGACAACGAUGGCUUUGCCACAAGAGGUUGUGGAGGAGAUACUGCUCAAGCUGCCCUACUCGUCGCUCUUGGCUGCCAAGUGCGUUUGCAAGGCGUGGAAAGCAGCGAUGGACAGCUCCAGCUUCAAGAGCAGCUACAGGGACAGUGCUAAGUUCUUCACGAAGGACAACUGCGUCGUGGACAGCAGCGGCAAGAUGAUGCGAUGGGCGCCACGCGGUGAUGGUCCGCAGCCAGACUGCCUGUGCACGGUCUCGGAGGACAAGCGUUUCAUGCUGGCUCGCUCCACACUCCAGAGGAGGCUGUACCUUGGGAAUCCUUUCCUCAACCAGUGGGAAGAGAUUCCGUUCGUGCUUUCGAGUGACUGGUCCAGGGCUUGCAUCUUCAACAGCAAGAUCGUGGUGUGGGACUUGGAAGUUUUCACCUUCACACGCAGGGACAAGGAUUGGUUCAGAUUGGAAGAAGCCAAAUACUUGGUAAGCCCUGUGGUGAUAGACAACAAGAUGUUUUACAUGAAUCUUCUAUGCACGAGAGUGACCGAGUUUGACACCACAACUAAUAGCUUUUCCUAUUGCACCUUGCCCAGUGAUGGCCACUUGGAAAUCCAAGCUCUAUCUAGUGAAUGCUA
This is a messenger RNA of Selaginella moellendorffii, 3257 nucleotides long. RefSeq names its product putative potassium transporter 12. Gene Ontology annotation, cellular component: membrane. Gene Ontology annotation, biological process: potassium ion transmembrane transport. NCBI's taxonomy places the organism in Eukaryota, Viridiplantae, Streptophyta, Lycopodiopsida, Selaginellales, Selaginellaceae. The transcript is spliced from 10 exons. The coding region runs from base 67 to 2553 and encodes 828 amino acids. Gene Ontology annotation, molecular function: potassium ion transmembrane transporter activity. The record is from RefSeq and is a predicted model, not a curated record.